This is a messenger RNA of Sitophilus oryzae (rice weevil), 2076 nucleotides long. RefSeq names its product protein hook (gene hook). The coding region runs from base 114 to 1937 and encodes 607 amino acids. The record is from RefSeq and is a predicted model, not a curated record. Gene Ontology annotation, biological process: cytoskeleton-dependent intracellular transport; cytoplasmic microtubule organization. The transcript is spliced from 2 exons. Lineage: Eukaryota; Metazoa; Arthropoda; Insecta; Coleoptera; Curculionidae. Gene Ontology annotation, cellular component: cytoplasm; centrosome. Gene Ontology annotation, molecular function: microtubule binding; dynein light intermediate chain binding.
UCAUAACCCCACUUUGUUUUUGACUUUGACACUUCAUCAAAGAUAAAUAUAAAAUGAAAAUAAAUUAAUUUAUCAAAUAACAAAAGGAAAUUGGCUAAAUUUAUCGGAAAAUCAUGGAUCCUGCAGAGGAUAUGUGUAAAAGUUUGGUGAAAUGGCUGCAAAAGAUCGUGCCGAACCGUUCGCGAAACGUUUCGGAAAUCUGUGAUGGAGUUGCUAUGACCGAAGCCCUACUUCAAAUAGCUCCGACAUACUUCGAUAAGCUCGAGCCCAAAAUUAAGAAGGAUGCAGGCUCCAACUGGAGACUGAGGAUCAGUAAUUUAAAAAAAAUAUCUGAGGCAGUUAUAGAGUAUUAUCAAGAUGUUUUAACUUUACAAGUACUAGAGCUAGGUAAACCAGAUGUGACUAAAAUCGGCGAGAACAGUGAUCUGGUACAACUUGGCAAGCUUCUCAGAUUGAUUUUGGGUUGUGCAAUAAAUUGUGAUAGAAAACAGGACUACAUCACUUUAAUCAUGGAAAUGGAAGAAUCUGUCCAAAGAAACAUAAUGCAAACCAUCCAGCAACUUGAAGAAAUAACAGGAGGUCCAGGCAGAUCAAAUUUGAGCCUCCUUAUCCUAGACAGCGACACAAGAGUAAUGAAACUGGUAGCCGACCUAGAAGCCUCCAACGAAGCUAGAGAAACCCUAGCUCUACAAUGCCAAAACCUAGAACACCAAGUACAAACAUUAACAGAAGAGAAAAAAGUCCUAGAAUCACAGUGUCAAGAGAUGCAGGAGAAAGAAUUCAAAGGCCCGGAUGUACGUAAACAAAUAGAAGUCCUGAAAGAAGAAGUAUUUAAGGCUGAAGUAAUGCGCGACGAUUUUAAAGCCAAAGUCGAGGAACAGGAAAAACAGCUGUGGAACUACCAGCAAAAAAUACAAGAACUUCAAAUUGCCGCUAACGAUUCUUCAAGACUAAAAGACGAAGUUGAUGCUCUGUCUGAAUCGGUUGGUAAAGUAAAUGACUUGGAACUUGCUCUGGCUUCUUAUAAAAAAAGGCUAGAAAACUAUCAAGACCUCAAAAAACAAGCACAAAAGUUUGAAGAGAAAGCCAUGGAGUAUUUGAGGAAAAACAUGGAGAUUGAGGAGGAACUUACUAAGAGUCUUAGCUGGAAAAACCAGUGUGAAACUUACAAAACUCAGCUUGUAGAGCUCCAGCAAAAACUGGAUGAAGAAACACAGAAAGCUGACAAGACUCAGUUCAAUUUUGAGAAUUUGGAAUCCAAAAUGAUUGCAUUACAAGCUGAAAGAGACAGGUUACUUUUAGAAAGAGACACUUUAAGAGAAGAAAACGAAGAGUUAAAACUAGGUCACGUUAAAUCUGAAAGCUCAACAGCAGUUUCUCAAGAACUACUUCCAGCAGAUCUAAAAGAACGCCUACGCUUCCUGGAGAGAGAAAACAAAACACUUAAAGCCACCCAACAGGAAAUAGACACUAAACAGACCGUCCUAGAUCAGGCUGUUAGCCGUGCAGAAAAUCUUCAACAGCAAAACAGAACUUUGAACCAGUCAGUAUUAAAACUAGAAGCACAACUUGAAGAGCUAAAAAAUGCAUCAGGAGAACCCUCCAAUGGCUCAUCUUCAGUCAAAAAGCUUCAAGAGGCUCUUGCGGCCAAAGAACACGAGCUUCAAGUGGCUCAAGCAAAGUACCAGCGUAAUUUAGAAAGGGCCAGGGAGGUGGCAGCUCAUUUGGAUCAGGCUGAGAACCGAAACAGGACUUCCUCGAUGGGGGUGCUUGAGGAAAGGUUAGUGGCUGCCGCUUUCUAUAAACUAGGAGGUUUACUGCAGAGGGAGGCCGUGGAUGAGAGAUUGGCCGUGUUGAAUGCGCAGGGGCAAUCUUUUUUGGCUAGACAGAGGCAGCCGGCACCAAGGAAACCUCAGCCUAGAUAUAAGUCAAAAUAAUCCCUUAUUUACAUUUUGUGUGUAAUGUAUACCUUAACAAAAAGUAUUGUAAUAUUUAAAUCACUAAUUUUUAAAGAUAAAUUUUUAUAUUAAGCUGUUAUUCACCUUAUCUUUGAAUUAAAUUGGUUAUGCUAAAUUA